Messenger RNA from Linum trigynum, 1203 nucleotides. Lineage: Eukaryota; Viridiplantae; Streptophyta; Magnoliopsida; Malpighiales; Linaceae. The record is from the annotation of a GenBank genome assembly.
AUGGGGAGCAUCGCGGCCAACUGGAAGAAGCUGAGCGGGGAGGACGAAUGGGCCGGCCUGCUGGAGCCGCCGCUCGACGCCGACCUCCGCCGGUACCUCAUCCACUACGCGGAGCGGGCCCAGGCCCUCUACGACGCCUUCAACGACGACAAGCUUUCCACGGCGUACGGAUUCAGCCGCUACCCGCCCGACGAGGACUUCUUCGCCAGCGUCUUCCUCCGGAACGGGAACCCUUACGAAUACGAGAUCACCCAAUUCUUCUACGCCUCCACGGCGUACACGGUGGGCGACUGGGCCGUCGCCGACGGCCGGUCGGCGUGGAUCGGGUACGUGGCCGUAAGCACGGAGAAAGGUACAUGGAGGUUGGGGAGGCGGGACAUGUUGGUGUGCUGGAGGGGGACGAAGACGAGGGCGGAGUGGUUCCAGGACGCGAGCUCUGCAAUGGUUCCGGCUUCCGAGGUUUUUGGGAGUACGGCUCAUGAUCCCAUGGUGCAUCAGGGAUUCUUCAGCGUUUACACCCAUAACAGCCCUCAUUCCACCUACAACAAGACCAGCGCCCGCCAACAGGUGCUAGCAGAGGUGAGAAGGCUAGUGGACAAAUACCGCAACGAGGAAACCAGCAUCACCGUGGUCGGACACAGCUUAGGCGCCGCCCUGGCCACCCUCAACGUCGCCGACAUAGUCACCAACCACUACCACAAACCGACCCACACCGGUCCAACCACUUCCGGCGGCUGCAUGGUCACCGCGUUCGUCUACGGCUGUCCUCUCACUGGCGACCAAGGCUUCCACGACAUGUUCACGGGCCUUUCCCACCACCUCCGCCUCCUCCGGAUCCGGAACUUCCCUGACCCGGUCACCACCUACCUGCCGGAAUUCUUCGGGUUCGUCCACGUCGGGAAGGAGCUGGUCAUUUAUAUUAAGUCGCCUUACUUGAAGCCGGGUCCGAACCACCACAGCUUGGAGCUCUACAUGCACGGACUGGACGGGUACAAUGGAGUCCGGCCGUUUGAGCUGGUGGUGAGGCGGGAUCUGGCGCUGGUGAACAAAGGGGAGGAUCAUCUCAAGGAUGAGUUCAAGGUGCCGCCGAAUUGGUGGACGGAGAAGAACAAGGCGAUGAGACAGCUGGGUGAUGGGUCCUGGGCGAUCGCUGACUACAUGCCGCCGCCUCCUGCUGCGGCGGAGGACGGCGCUGAACGUUAA